Paracoccidioides brasiliensis Pb18 is the source of this 2481-nucleotide messenger RNA. Its product is annotated as exosome nuclease subunit RRP6. The record is from RefSeq and is a predicted model, not a curated record. Gene Ontology annotation, cellular component: nucleolus; nuclear exosome (RNase complex). Gene Ontology annotation, biological process: nuclear polyadenylation-dependent CUT catabolic process; nuclear polyadenylation-dependent rRNA catabolic process; histone mRNA catabolic process. The transcript is spliced from 2 exons. Bases 1 to 2481 code for a protein of 826 amino acids. Gene Ontology annotation, molecular function: 3'-5'-RNA exonuclease activity; nucleic acid binding; nucleotide binding.
AUGGAGAUCGCUAAAGACUUUGCUUCGUAUGAAGAGCAAGCGAAGACCGCCCUUGUCAAAACUGUCAGGUCUGCUACACAAGUGUCUUCGCAAGACCUGAAUUUCCACCGUUCUUUGAAUGAGGAUAUAUCCGAGUCCGUUGAUGAGCAAAGCGCACGCCUCCUCAGCCUAACCAAUUCCAUCCUGAAAGUUGCAACGUCCGGAUCAGGACUGCGCAUCCCCGAACUACACAAUGAAGAUGACUUGGAAGACAACUGGAGAUCCAUUGUGGACGUGAUUGAUGAGCUCUUGGAAAAGGCCGAUGCUUGCCUUGAUGAAUUUACUGGCGUAAUCAAGAAACUUAGCCCAUCGCAAGAGCAACGAAGCGCCGCACUCAGCAAAAGGCCCGCAACCGCUCAAUUCCCUAGUGUUUAUGACUUCGGCCCAUCCAAAAUUUCCAAGCCGCAGCUUUUGUUCACCUCUCGUCCAAAUAAUAAUGACACUUCUCCUUUCAAACCAUUACUCCGAUCUAAACCUCAUGCGAUAGCUCCAUUAUCUGAAAGCCUUGGUGAAGCUGGCCCCAAUGACACUAUAACCUUCUACAAACAUCCCUACGAGACCGAAAUACGUAAUUCUCCUUAUCCCCAAUCAACAUACUCAAUAUCCCCACCGGUCGAAUAUAAAUCCUUUGAUGCUACAACCGCCACAUUUGUGGAUACCCUAGAAGGAGUCCACUCCAUGCUUGCGGAACUGAAAGAAGCCACCGAAAUAGCCAUUGAUCUAGAACACCAUGACGUGCAUUCGUACCACGGCCUUGUUUGUCUCAUGCAAAUCAGCACCAGAGAUCAAGAUUGGAUUGUCGACACAUUGAAGCCAUGGCGCGAGGAAUUGCAGGUGCUAAAUGAAGUGUUUACAGAUCCCAAGAUCUUAAAAGUGCUUCAUGGUUCAACUAUGGAUAUAAUAUGGCUUCAACGUGACCUAGGUCUUUACAUUGUUGGUCUCUUUGAUACAUACCAUGGAUCGGUAGCGCUAAAUUACCCUAAGAGGAGUUUGAAAUUUCUCCUAGAGAAAUUUGUAAACUUCAAGGCGGAGAAGAUAUAUCAGAUGGCUGAUUGGAGACUGCGACCUCUUUUACCCGGCAUGUUUGACUAUGCACGAUCAGAUACCCACUAUCUUCUUUACAUCUACGACCAUAUUCGAAACAGUCUUGUGGAGAAUUCAACACCUGCCCACAAAUUGGUAGAUUACGUUCUUGAGAAGUCUAGACAAGAAGCUCUUCAACGGUAUGAGCGUCCAGUUUAUAACGCAGAAACGGGCGAAGGAGGUGGCGGGUGGCACGACGUGCUUAUUCGAAAUUCCACCCUUUUCAGUCGAGAACAGUUCGCGGUAUUCAGGGCUGUACAUCAGUGGCGAGACAAACUUGCACGAUCCGAAGAUGAAGGCGUUCAAUAUAUUCUCUCAAAGCAAUCGCUUUUCAAAAUUGCCCACGCCAUGCCUCUGGAUCCAGCCUCUCUUUUCAGAACUAUCUCCCCUGUUUCCCCACCUGUCAGAGCCAGAAUGUCAGAGCUAGUCCAGGUUAUCAAGGAAGCAAAGCUUGCCGGCGCCACUGGCCCAGAACUCCGAGAUGUGCUUUUCCCAUACAAGCAGCGAACCGACGGAUCCAAACCCACAACGUCCCUGUCUUUAUCAUCCCCUCAAGCUGGAACAGUUAGCCAGCCCGCUAGGGCCGCUAGGGCCGAGGUGUCCGAACUUUGGGGCUCCACUCUAGAACAGAAACCCCAUCCACCAGUUCCAGUGCCACAUGCCUUGGCAGCUACCGCAGAAGCAUUACUGCUCUCUCUUCCCUUUCCAGAUAUGUCGACGAAAGUGUCAACCAGCACUAUCUCGUUGGUAGAAGAGACUACUCUAUCGCAAGCUAAUAUAUCUGAGACCAUCCCCGCUCCCAUGAAACCCAGCAGUACAACCAAUGAAAUUUUCACGAUUAAGCAAUUCGGGGCGCCAAAAAAAAGAAAGAUAACCCUAUCGACAGACGGUUCAGAAGACAUUGAGAGGGCUACAACUGCAGCUGCAGCUUCAACAAUAAUAACGCAAACUGGGACGGUCGCACUAACGGAUGAGCCUACAUCUCCCUCCGUCUCCGGUUCCAACGCCAGUUCUAAAUCAAAUCCACAUAAUUCUGAGGCCAAAGCAAAGAAUCGUCGGGAAAAGAAGAAGCAGAAAUUGGCAUCAGCGCUUCAACAGCAACAUAACCAUGCCACCAACAACAGCAGUAAUGGCGAAGAUAUAGCCAAUUUUACUCCUUUUGACUACAGCAACGCCGAAUCCUUCCUUCACGCCAAGUCUGUGGAGAAUAAAAACAAUGGGGGCAAUGAUGGACCAUAUCACGGGGGACACAAGCAGAAACGACAAUUCAACCCGUACGCCAAAGCAAUGGAAGGGCCACAGGGAAUGCAUAAAGUGAAAAAGGAGAUUGAGGGGAAAUCUUUUACUUUCCGAAAGUAG